GGGAGGGCAAAACACGUCCAGAGAUAAGAAGGGUAGAUCAUGAGUCACUGAGUCAGUCGGUUUCAGUAUCAGUAUUGUUUCAGUGUAUUGGGGUAGCAGGUGUUACGUGGGUAAUCAGGGUUAAAUUUUAUUUAUCGAGUUGGCAGUGUGUGACGGUGAAAUCUUGAAACGUGAUAUCAACUACAAUUAAGAUGCCUGUUCAAGAUCCUCGGUUAGAAAACUUUUUCGAUAGUUCAAGUGAAGAAGAUUUAUCAGAAAUGACUGUGGAAGGCAACAUGCUGGAGAACAUUCCAAUCCAACUAGAUGCAUUUGAAAAGAGAUUGUUGAAGGACUACAGCACUCGCGAUACGUUACCGGAAACUGAAUUGCAGUUACCUACUCUUCUCAUAAAUAGUUUUUCGCGUAUGUUUCGUUUGUGGCAUAAAAAUCCUGCUUUCAAGAACUCCAUUCAGAGCCACGUGUUUUAUGAUAUUUUCUCCUUGAUGUUUCGCUCGCUGAACGAAGAACCUAUUUCAAGCGAUGAACAAACCGAAGAUGAUAUUGAUUUGUCCAAUCUUACCGGUGUCUGUGAUAUAUGUGACGAAGAGAUCGAGGUUCUUGAAGGAGACGCUAAGAAAUCGUUUGCUAAACAUGCUCGCACUGAAACACAUAUUCAAAUGUUGAAUCUCCUGAACAAUAUUGGCGUUUCUGAUAAAAUGGACGAAGAAUUAAAGAAAAACUUGAUCAAGCAACCACUCGAAGGACGCAAUAUUGAAAAACAAUCCAAACAAGCUGAAGUUAAUAGUAUAUUGAAAGAAAAUAGCCAUUUCAUAAGUUUAAAGGACGAAGAUUCUGAAUGCUGUUUGUGUGAUAUUGCUUACACCGAGCGAAACGAUCUCAUAAAUCAUUGUUUUUCCAAAAUUCACAACAUACGUAAAUACCACUUCUUCCAAAAACCUCAACCGAUUAUCAAAACUAAAACGGAAUUCAAUGAUGAUUUGAUUUUUACCCGAGGAAAAUAUUUUUAUUGCGUUUUAUGCCAGUGCAGUCAACUUGUGCGGAAUCGAGCUCAUCAUGUCAAAGAAUCAUAUCAUAAAGGAUGGAAAAAUUUUGCUCGUAAGGUUAAACUGCUUAGAGAACCUUACAUGUGUAAAAUCAAUCGAGACUUUGCUUUCUGUCAAUUAUGUGAUACAAAAUUUUCAUUGGCUAACGGCAUCGCUUCGCAUUGCCAAACGAAACGUCAUACGACAUUUAAACAUUUCGCCAACGAAAUUCUAUGCUCAAACUUCAAAGGUGUCUCAUUCAGAAAUGUUUCGUGAUGAUGUUUUUGGUGAAGCAUUAUUCAAAUACAAAUUGGAGACUGUUUUUUGCUAUUUUACAUCAAUUUACCUAGAAUUUAACCACAUAUUUAAUUUUUAUACCAUUUUAUAUUUAUGUAAUGUCCUGUUUGUAUUGUGAAUCGUGUAAUAUAUAUUUCAAUUUUUUUAUGAA
Messenger RNA from Planococcus citri (citrus mealybug), 1470 nucleotides. RefSeq lists its product as uncharacterized. The coding region runs from base 192 to 1298 and encodes 368 amino acids. NCBI's taxonomy places the organism in Eukaryota, Metazoa, Arthropoda, Insecta, Hemiptera, Pseudococcidae. The record is from RefSeq and is a predicted model, not a curated record. The transcript has 2 exons.